AUGCCAACAAAGUAUCCAUCAUUAGCUCAGUUUAACGCUAAACUUGUUUUUCCAAAGUUUCCGGAUUAUAAGAUUGUUGAAGUUUCUGAUUUCGAUUCUUCGAAUGAAGAGUCCGAUGAUAAUGAGAAGGACGAAAGGAAUGAUCUUUCAUCUCAACGUUCUCAGUACCAGAUACUGCCCAAAGAGGGAGUUUCACGCCUUGAUCGAAUCAGAGGUUUGGAUGGGACUAUCGAUCUCGGUUUACAACGGAGUGAUUUUGCAAAGGAUGAGAUCCCCGAUAUGAAAACAAGAAAAUUGAUAAGUUAUGACGAUGAAGGAAAGGUAGAACUGAAAAGAGGUGAACCUAAUACAAAAGUGCUGACACCAUCAGGUGGUUCAGUUGGUAUCAACUUUGAAUUUGGGGACCGUGGGUCGUCGUGGAGAAUGAUGAAAUUGAGUAAACUUGGGAAAAAUCCAUCGGAGUCGAAGAUCUUUGAACAAUAUGCGACAUUAUGGGAUUACCAGCUUGCAUGCGAGGAAAGGGAGGAAUUAGAGAGUCGAAAGAUUAAAAAGAGGUCCGAAUGGCUAUAUGGACCAUCCCAGAAGUUACUUGCCUCUAGGGAAGAGCAUGUGAAGAUGAAUAUGGAAGUUGUCAAAGGUUUCAAGAGCAAGGGAGAUGAUAGGGGACGAAAUACAAGUGAUAGAGUUAUCAAGAUGAAAAGGUAUGGCGAUGUCAAAACAUCCAAGUCCAAGAAGUUAAAGAACGAAUUGAAGUUGGCGCAUUUGACAAGUCUGGACUAUGAUGAUGAUAAUGGAUUCGCACUAUCGAGAGAGCAGAUUGAGUCGUUAACAACCUCACCGUAG
Molecule: messenger RNA, 843 nt
Organism: Pichia kudriavzevii
Lineage: Eukaryota; Fungi; Ascomycota; Pichiomycetes; Pichiales; Pichiaceae
Exons: 1
Coding region: 1-843 (280 amino acids)
Source: RefSeq, a predicted model, not a curated record